GGAGUGUGAGGGUGAGGGGAGAAGCCGAGGGAGAUGGCGGAGGGGCCGGAGAGCAUCUCGCCCUCACUGGCCGUGUACAUGGCGGCGGAGGUGGUGGUGGCGGUGGCCUCUGUCCUCGGGAACGCACUGGUGUGUUGGGCGGUGCGGCUGAACCGCGCUCUGCGGGACACCACCUUCUGCUUCGUGGUGUCCUUGGCUCUGGCCGACGUGGCGGUGGGCAGUCUGGUCAUCCCGGUGGCCAUCACCAUCAGCGCGGGGCCGCGCACCGACUUCCACAGCUGUCUCCUGCUGUCCUGCGCUAUGUUGGUGCUCACCCAGAGCUCCAUCCUCGCCCUCCUCGCCAUCGCCGUGGAUCGCUACCUCCACGUCAGGAUCCCCGUCAGUUAUAAGCGCGUUGUGACGCAGAAGCGAGCUGGGGCUGCUGUGAUUUUGUGCUGGACCAUAUCCAUAAUUGUUGGGGUGAUACCAAUGUUUGGAUGGAACAAUUACAAUCAAGUGAUUCACAAUGAAGUAAACUCAAGUCUCAAAAGCAAUAUUAUCGUGUGUCAUUUUGAAACUGUGAUCAGCAUGGACUACAUGGUCUACUUCAACUUCUUUGGUUGGGUGUUACCACCUCUUGUGCUUAUCCUGGUGAUUUAUGUGGAAAUAUUUCAUCUCAUUCGGAAGCAUCUGAACCAAAAGGCAUUAUCAGUCAAUACCACGGACCCAAGCAGGUACUUUGGGAAGGAGUUGAAGCUGGCUAAGUCUCUGGCUCUGGUGCUGUUUUUGUUUGCAAUAUGCUGGCUUCCUCUGCACAUUAUCAACUGUAUUACAUUCUUUUGUCCUUCGUGUAAGAUACCAGUGAUUAUAAUGUACAUUGCCAUCUUUCUAACCCAUGGCAAUUCUGCUGUAAACCCCAUUGUAUAUGCCUUCAGGAUCACAAAGUUUCGACUGACCUUUCUCCAGAUCUGGAGCCAGUACAUUCGAUGCGAUAAGAAUCACAAUCACAACUCAAAUAAUUUAAGCAAAGGAGAAUUACGAGCCAAUAGAGAACAGAAGACUACUCUGUAGUUUACAGUCACCUCUACCCAGAGGUAUUGAUUUGGGUAAAUCAACUCCAAGAUCAUUAUUAAUGCUGUUUUGAUUAUAGGACUCAGAGAGUAAAUAUUAAGAUAAUAAUUGGCGAUGAUAGAAUGAAAAAUCAGAAAUUCUUGAUAAUGGCACAGAAUGCUUUUGGUCUUUUGAAACAGAUGUGGCAAUAUCUCAUGAGCUCUUCAUGUUGUUCUCUCCUGUUUCUUUUUAAAAAAUCUGAACAUCUAACAAUGAAAACAUAAUAAACGUUGCAUUUAAUACAGCAU
Molecule: messenger RNA, 1337 nt
Organism: Callorhinchus milii (elephant shark)
Lineage: Eukaryota; Metazoa; Chordata; Chondrichthyes; Chimaeriformes; Callorhinchidae
Product: adenosine receptor A1
Exons: 2
Coding region: 34-1050 (338 amino acids)
Biological process (GO): G protein-coupled adenosine receptor signaling pathway
Cellular component (GO): membrane; dendrite; synapse
Molecular function (GO): G protein-coupled adenosine receptor activity
Source: RefSeq, a predicted model, not a curated record